Messenger RNA from Anastrepha ludens (Mexican fruit fly), 2040 nucleotides. Its product is annotated as germinal-center associated nuclear protein. Gene Ontology annotation, biological process: centrosome duplication; spindle assembly. The transcript has 7 exons. The record is from RefSeq and is a predicted model, not a curated record. Gene Ontology annotation, cellular component: spindle; nucleus; centrosome. Bases 896 to 1936 code for a protein of 346 amino acids. Lineage: Eukaryota; Metazoa; Arthropoda; Insecta; Diptera; Tephritidae.
UAAAUUCUUAUACUUGAAUAAAAAAAAUUAAAUUAAAAAUACUUCAUAUGUAAAUAAUUAACUUAAAAUUAACUUGAGUAACUAGAAAUGCGAGGAAAAUUAGAAUUCAACAUAAACAUGCCCCAUAAUAUAUUUUAAAUUAUACCUACUUUACUAGCAAAAAUAAUCGUGCAUUUCCCAAGCAGUGUUCGGAUGUUUGUCAUCUUUGUUAUCUUCCGUUUGCUUGAAAACCAACACAUAACUCAGAACCUUCUCCCACAAAAGAAAAAAACGAAUGAAGCAACUGUCAAAAAUUGGAAAGAUUGGAAAUACGAAUAAGAAGAGCAAAGCGUGUCGCCGAGUACGGGAGACAAAAUCCCUUCUCUCUUCCCCGACCGUCCUUCGCCACCGAACAAAAUGUUUCCCUUCCAGAUGUCUCCUCGUGUAAAUCGGGUCAUACAUAAUAAGAUGAGAAACUGUUUCAUUUUGAGUGAGAACGGCCCCAUGAGCUUGUUUCAAACUUGGUAGCAUUCACACAUCAUGGGAUGAUGAACAGCUAAUAGGCAAAAUGGCGAGCUGACAGAAAAAAAACUCCGAAAAUAACUGACGAAAAGAGUUCCUUAGUGGAAAAAUUCCACGAUUGCACAUUUUUCAGCGCUCUAACAAGAUGGUAUCUACAUAUAUAAGGUGAUAUCCAAGGCGUGUCUAUACAAGACUUGUCAAUAUCGCGAAAAAUGAAGUAGCUGUUUUUAAUGGCGCCACCGUAGAAACUCAAUUCGCCUUGAUUAUUUUGCUACAAGUCGAGAAGCAGCUGGUUUGUUGUUGUACAGCUUUACAAAUAAUUAAAUUCGAAUUGUUUGGAAAAUUUUAGCUUUGUUUAUAUCGGAUUUUCAACAAAUUAAAUAUCGUAAUAACGAUGUCGAGCCAUAUAAGAGGCACUUGUGAGCUUUUUUGUCCAGAAGGGGAAGCAAAACUUCGAAUUAAAGAGAGACUUUUACAUUUUUAUGAACUAAAAAACGGCGAAAAGAAUGUGCCAGGCAAGUUGGUGAAAGCCUUUGCGCGUUCAGCUGCUGGCGUAAAAGCGCCCAGAGCAAAGGAUUUGCGCACGGAACUCUGCUUACAAAAAACUGUCGAGUACUUAUUAAAGGAUAUAAUCUUAGAUAAACGAAAGCCGUAUAAUUUUAUAUAUGAUUUCGUAUUCGAUCGGUUACGUUCAGUCCGUCAGGAGGUGGUGAUGCAGAAUUACAAUGCACAACAGACUUUGAAGUUGCUUGAGCCAAUGGUGAUGUUUUUAGCUUACAGCCGAUAUAGGCUUUGUGAGGAGCAUAUAGAUAAUUUCGAUCCAAAAAUUUGCGAUCAACACCUGCAAGAAUGCCUGAAACGCGCUUUAUGUUGCUAUGAUGAUUCUAAUAAUGUAAGCAGUCUCAAUUUAAACGAGUUAAAUAGACGCAAUUUCGUCGAAGCGAUGUAUCUUCUAUUCAAUUUAGAGACGACCGAGGCGCUAAAUCGCGCAAUGAGUCUGCCUGAUGAAGUAAGAAAAAGCGAACGGUUUGAUUUGGCUUAUCAAAUAGCUAUAAGUUAUUAUCAGGGAAAUUUCUACAGAGUACUUGCGGGGAUCCAGAAACUCCCACAUAUUUUAAGUGCAAUAACUGCUUUGAAGUUGCAAAUAUUAAGACGCAAAGUUUAUUUGGUAUUUGCUCACGCUUAUAAUAGUAAGCAAUUGGUUGUUCCUGCCAGAUUUUUAAGCAAACUGGUAUUAUAUGAACGCGCAGAUGAUCUGUUAGCUGACUGCGAAUACUAUAAUAUCAAAGUAAACGAAGACAAGUCGAGUUUUCAGUUCGUGAAAUCAGAUUUUAAAUUGAAUGCUGCUAUAUUAAGAGAAAAGCGUGAACGAUUUGUCGAGGAAAAAAUUGAGAAAAUCUAUCUGCCGGAGACUUUGCUUUUAAAACGUAUUUAAUAUGUAGAUAAUUAUUAUAGAAUAAAUCUUAAAAACGUUUAUACUAUGAAAUGCAAUAUUAUGGAAAUUGAUAUAAAAUAAAAUUUAAAGUUUUUAUCAAGACU